Molecule: messenger RNA, 2970 nt
Organism: Triplophysa rosa
Lineage: Eukaryota; Metazoa; Chordata; Actinopteri; Cypriniformes; Nemacheilidae
Exons: 7
Coding region: 1-2748 (915 amino acids)
Biological process (GO): DNA integration; DNA recombination
Molecular function (GO): DNA binding
Source: RefSeq, a predicted model, not a curated record
AUGAACCGACCAACGAGAACCCAGCAGGCAGCCAUGCAUAGGGAGCAUAGCCCGCUGCGAUCACAGCAAGUCCAACUCCUCUUCGGGAUUCACCAGAAGGACUCCAGUGUCCAGGAGUAUGCUCGGGACUUUCUGACCGAGGCGGUGGGGAAGGAGUUCAACGAGAGAGAGCUAAAACUCAUAUUUAACAGCGGCCUCGUUGAACCCCUCACCGCCAGUGAGACCCGGUUGGUGAAACCUCUGGGCUUUCGCGAGAUGGUGAGCUACCUGGUCAACCGGGACGAUUCCAGGCCCCCUCCUCCAGUCAAGUCCCCACCCUCCUUGUCUGCGAUCCCGGAGGGGUGCUCCCUGGGCAUGGUCACCCUGGGGACCUCAGCACCACCCUUCGCUAGUUCCGCCAGCUUCGAUCCCCCCACCAGCCUCCGUGGCAAGCGUGGGAGAAGGGAGUCGUGGGACUCCCAGUCCGACUCCUCCAGCACGGAGCUAGCCAGGCCUCCCAACACUUCUCUGCAGCCGGCCACACCUCCCGUGGGCCGGUCUAAGAAGAAGAAGCAGAGGAGGGGGUCAGCGUCAAGUCCGGUGUUUCCGGUGUCCGACCCCGAUUAUGAACCAACUUGCAGUGCAUCAUCAUCAUCCUGUGAUGUUGAAGAAUCAAGUCCAGACAAAGGGUUGACACUGAAUAAAGAAGUUCUUGAAAGUUCAGAUGCCAAUUCAAGUGACAGUGAAGAUCAGCCCACAGGCAAGUGUGCCAUUAAAAAACAAAAGAAGCUCAUAACAUAUUCGAAAAGACACAGUAAACAAAUAAAGACAAAAAAAGGCAAAUCAGUCCUGACCCUAAAAACCUGUACCAAACAAGAAGACCAAAAAAGAGUGUGGGACAAAAAACAUUACUGCCUUUACUGUGGCAAAUCACAGAUGAAGGUAUCAAGACACUUGGAGAGAAAGCAUAUUGAAGUUAGAGAUGUGGCAUAUGCCUUCAGCUUUCCACUAGGAUCAAAGCAAAGAAAGAGUCUUUUAGAACAGCUGCGCAAUAAAGGAGACUUUAAACACAAUAGAAAAGUUCUAGAAAAAGGCAGAGGACAAAUCGUGACGUGGAAGCAGCCGUCCGAACAAGCUUCCGUUAAAGACUAUUUGCCUUGCCCAUAUUGUUUCGGUAUGUUUAAGAAAAAUGACCUGUGGAGACACCAGUCCUCAUGCAGAACUAAGAAAACAUGUGCUGCAGAUGAAAAAGUGAAAAACAGACGAGGGAGAGUACAGAGUCGAGCUGCAUGCUUGCUUCCAACAUCAGCUUCAUCAGACGGUUGUCAGGCGGUCAUCAACAAUAUGAGACAUGAUGAUGUGUCUUUUCACAUCAGGAAGGAUUCUUUGAUUUGCAAAUAUGGCGAAUCGUUGUACGCAAAACAUGGUCGUGUGAAGUCUAGGCACCAGUACAUUGCACAAAGAAUGAGGGAGCUUGGCCGAUUCAUGUUAGUAGCCAAAGACAUGGACAAGACUGUCAAUUAUCUCGAAGAUUUGUGUGUACCAUCGAAAUUUCUGUUUGUGGUUAAUGUUGCCAAGAAUCUUACACAGUUCAGUCCAGGCAAAAAUGAAUUUGGGAAGCCUUCAACAGCAGUCAAAAUUGGAUUCUGCCUUAAAGGGGCUGCAGAGGUUCUGAUUGGGCAGACUCUUAUCAAUGAUGAUGAUCUGGCAGAAAGGAAAGCAAAAAAGUUUUAUGAACUUCUGGAGAAAAACUGGAGAAACAGUGUAUCCAUUACUGCUCACCAAUCAAUUCAAGAAAAAAGGUGGAAUAAACAAGAUGACAUCCCCCUCACCAAAAAUGUGAUUGUUCUGCGAGACCAUCUCAGGAAGGUAGAAGAUGAAGCAGUAAGGCAGUUGACACAACAGAUGAACUUGCAUGCAUACAAGACUUUAAAUGAGACCGUAUUGGCACAGGUCAUUAUCUUCAACAAGCGGCGUGAAGGUGAAGCAUCACGUUUGACACUGGACACCUACAAGCAAGCAAGCACAGGGACCAUUAAUGAGGACAUUUUUGGAACCUUGUCACCUUUAGAAAAGGAGCUGAGCAAGCUGUUGACCCGACUAGAAAUCAGGGGAAAACGAGGCAAGAAGGUCCCAGUUUUUUUGACAACAAGAAUGAAGGAGUCAAUCGACUUGAUGCUUCAAAAGAGAGAAGAAGCUGGUGUACUUGCUGAAAAUCCUCAUCUUUUUGCAAGACCUGGUGUGAUGACAAACAUACGUGGUUGUGACUGUCUGCGAAAAUAUGCAGAAGAAAGCAAAGCAGAAAACCCUGAACUCCUGAGGUCGACUAAAUUAAGAAAACAGGUUGCCACUCUCUGCCAACUCCUGGACCUUAGUGAACAAGAGCUGGAGCAAGUUGCAAGGUUCAUGGGGCACGAUAUCAGAGUCCACUGUGACUUUUACAGACAGACUGACAAAAUGUUUCAAAUUGCCAAGAUAAGUAAGCUUCUGUUUGCAAUGGAACAAGGCAGUGACAAUUUAAGAGGGAAGAACCUCAGUACACUUACUCCUUCUGUCUGUGAUCCCACAUCAAGAUCUUUAAGUGUCCCACAGAGACAAAGCAAGAAAAAGGAAAGAGAGCAGGAUGAGGGUGAAUGUUCUGAUCUUGUUAUGCCCUCAAAAAACACUGCAGUGGGAAUGGGACUUCAAAUGAAGAUUAUGAAGGCUUUGAACCCUCUUGCCCUGAAAAGACACUUGAAUCAUGCCAUGAGGAUGGGAGUUCAGAUGUAGAUGGUAACUGCCCAGGAGAAAAACUGCUCAAGAAGCCUACACCAAAAAAGAAAAGUGAAAAACGCACAAGGAGUGGGAAAGAAAAGGAGUCACCCAAGGUAACUGUGAGGAGACCAUGGAGGGAAGCAGAGAGGAGAGCAGUGAACAAACACCUGGGAAAGUAUAUGGCAGAGCGCAGAGUUCCUGGAAAAGUUGAGUGCAUGCAGUGCAUAGAAGAAGAGA